AUGACUUGUCUCCAAAAACGACUUCUUAUCUCCCCUUGUGCCCUAGGUCUGGUUCCAAAACUGUCGCGCAAAGACCAAGCAGCAGGCAAAGAAGGCUGUGCCCGCCACCUCCGUGAACCCGUUCAAGCUUGGCCGCGCCGGUCCAUCAUCUCAGGCAUCUCUGUCGACUGGACGGGGCGCUCCCUGCACUCCUCGCGCAGCUCUGUGGUCUGCAUCCUUUGGGACAACGCGGCGAUCAAGAUCAUGAAGGAGAUGAUGCCACAAGAGCGGCGCACGCUGCACGGGCAUGACCAUGACAAGGAGCGCCAGGAGAAGGAGGAGGACAAGAAGACGAAGCGCGAGAGGAGGCGGCCGUCCGAGAACAGCCAGGGUGAGCCGGAGGACUUGUUUUGGCAGCCAUGCGCGACUACUGCGUGGCCUGGAGCCCUUUGA
Molecule: messenger RNA, 432 nt
Organism: Dichomitus squalens LYAD-421 SS1
Lineage: Eukaryota; Fungi; Basidiomycota; Agaricomycetes; Polyporales; Polyporaceae
Exons: 1
Coding region: 1-432 (143 amino acids)
Source: RefSeq, a predicted model, not a curated record